This is a messenger RNA of Colletotrichum higginsianum IMI 349063, 546 nucleotides long. RefSeq lists its product as uncharacterized. Bases 1 to 546 code for a protein of 181 amino acids. The transcript has a single exon. The record is from RefSeq and is a predicted model, not a curated record. Lineage: Eukaryota; Fungi; Ascomycota; Sordariomycetes; Glomerellales; Glomerellaceae.
AUGAGGCAAGGCGUCUACCCUUCACUCGCUCGCCGCCCCCCUUCUCGCACUUCACCAACGACUGUUUACGACAAAUGUUCAACAACAGCAUCAACCCUGACCUGGCCUGGUCCGGCCUGUCUACCCUCGCGUGGUCCAAACGCCAUCGAUCUCAUGGGGCAGACUGCAACAUGCCCCAGCUCCGGACAAGAAAUGAUGAACGGCGUCGAGGCCAUGGUGACAGAUACGCACCCUGCCCUGUUGCAUCCCUCCUCUCCCGUGGGUGCUUGCUUGGGUGCUUGCCUUCAUUCGCGCGAACGUGCAGCGCUGCCUGCCCAGUCAGGUAGGCAAGCGGUACGUACUGGCCCUGUUCGAGCACGUUCGUGUCUCCAUCCCCUCGUCCGUAUCGAUUUCUUCCCUCUUCUUUGGGCCAAUCUCGGUCCCCUUGCUCCCCGCUUCGUUCCACCGUUCCACACUUCACCGCACCUCCAGGGCGCCCAUCGACUUUUGACGCUCCAAAAAGCCGACUACACGGUGCACCCGCCAUCCACACUCCAGUUGUCCUGA